UAAUAAAUAAGGUACCUACGCGCUGUGUUACGGUUUAAUAACGAUCCGAAAAGGCCGUUUGGCAUUUCAAGUGCACACAUAAUUGUCCCGAUUGCCGAUCACUCCUCCAACUUUAAAAUUAUAUUUUUCUCUUUGCCUCGGUGAAACAACGUCCGAUUGAUCGCGCAUACCGAUCAACGCAACGUCACCGCAACCGAUCUUCUAGUCCUAAUUAACGGAACCACCUUAACUGCACCGUGGCCAGAUAAUCCCGGCGCGCGAUAAUCGAGUGUUCGCGAAAUUAUAAAAAUCUAUAUAGAUAUUUACCGAGAUAGGACCACGCACUGCAUAGGACCAGGCCAUUUUUACAGCGAUCGUCAGACCAACCUGAAGCCGUAAAACUGCACCAGACAACAAGAAAAAAAUAUGUUUUCCACAAAAUUUUUAAUCGCGUUUGCGCUUUACAGUCUGGUCUUGGACACCGCUUCGGGAAAACCGUUUGCCGAAGGACUGACGGCGUGCAAGAGAAGCGAUCCGAAAUUGGACGAAUGUCUGUUGAACAUGCUCAGACAGACUAAACCUCAGCUCAUGCAAGGUAACCCGGAACUGAAUCUGCCGCCGUUGGACCCUGUACACAUCCCCAGGGUUUCGGUGUACAAAAACUUGCAAGACAUCCGGGUGACUGGAGAGCUAUCCAACUUGACGGCUAAAGGAGCCAGUUUGAUUACUUUCAAAUCGUUAAAAGUCAAUUUGAGAGCAAAUACGUGGGACAUGGUCAUAGCGAUUCCCCUCGUCACGUUCGUCACGGACUUCGAUCUGAACGUCACGUUAAAAGUUAUUCCCAUGUCCGUCUUCGGAAAUGGACUGUGUGACGGGAAAAUCAGUCACAGCGUCGUUCGAUUUCACGCCAACACCGAAGUGAAAGACGGAAAAUUGAAGUUAAACGAUAUUAAAAUCAACCUGAACCUCGGCGACGUGGAAGUGCACAUCAUCAAAUCGCAAAACCCAGCAUUAGCACAAACGACUUCGCAGUUUUUCAACACAAACAAGCGCCUGGUUCUAGACUUGGUAACGCCGGUCGCCGAGGACGUGGUCCGACAGAUGUUGCUCCGGUUCGGCAACAGAAUUCUUUCCAAUGUGGAAAUCUCAGAUCUCUUGAUCGACUGAGUCGUCGACGUCUUCGAGGGAUACAUAGGGACGGUUAUGUGUCAUAUAUACGUGCAACAGUCAUUAUUAUAUUGUUAUAUUAUCAUUAAGCACCUUCCUAGACCUAAACAAGUACCACGGUAUUAUAUGUUAUUAUAGACUAUUCGAUUGCAGAGGCCCUAUUCGAUCUAAAUCCCAAUACUCCGAUAUAUGCGAUCGAGUAGGUAUUAUCACGGGUUGUAGUAUCACAAUUUGUUGUUUGUAUGAAUUGUAUGUGUCGCAAAACCCGUAUAAUAACAAUAACUUAGGAAUAUACUAUAGUAUGUCCAUUUUAGACACGAAACUACGUAACGCGUUUAGUCAUAUAGUGCGUAUAUAUGCAGACUUACAGUAUACCUAUACAAUAAUAUUAACAUUAGUACCGAUUAGGAAUACGUAUCGUUGUACAGUGUUGUGGUAUAUUAAUAUUAAUACUAAAUAUGAAUUAAGUUUAUAUAAUUUUUUUUUUUAGACUAUAUUUUUAACUGUAUUAUAGAGAUUUAUUAUCAUAAUAUGUAACCCGUGUAAUUUAUUAUUUAUUACAUGACAUCUUAACAAUAUAAACUUAUUUAUCGUAUAUUAUAAUAUAUUUUAAAUGGGGUGAUAAUUAUUGCAACACUUUUAUCGUCAA
Metopolophium dirhodum (rose-grain aphid) is the source of this 1795-nucleotide messenger RNA. RefSeq lists its product as uncharacterized. The coding region runs from base 406 to 1146 and encodes 246 amino acids. The transcript is spliced from 8 exons. Lineage: Eukaryota; Metazoa; Arthropoda; Insecta; Hemiptera; Aphididae. The record is from RefSeq and is a predicted model, not a curated record.